UUGUCAUACCAUGAAUUUGUGUGGAUGUCCUUAAAAGCUUAGCUUUUACUGCUUGACUAACAUAAUUAGUCGCGGAAAAAUGAGGGUAUCGACUAUUUCUACACCAUGUAUAAACUACUCGCUUAUUAAUACAUUACGUCAAACUUAUUCGCACUUCAUCUGGCAUCAACGAAAUAAGGCUCAUGCAUCAGCAGAAUUUUUAAUGGAGAUUUCGCGACUUUUCUCUAAAAGGAAGGAUUCAUUACGGUGUAGAACAAUCAAAACAGAAGUCUGCUCUGAAUGACGUUCGUACUUGGGUUUGAGAUCUAAAACCCUAGUUAAUAGUGCUCAGCUUUCCACACCACACAUUCACUUCAUCAUUAGCAAAUCUCGCAACGGUGGCCGCACUGCUGAGAGUUGUUGAGUAAAUGUAAAUCUCACAUGUUUCCCAAAUAUUGUUGGCCGAAGCUUUGAAACUUUCUGCUGU
Molecule: messenger RNA, 466 nt
Organism: Plasmopara halstedii
Lineage: Eukaryota; Oomycota; Peronosporomycetes; Peronosporales; Peronosporaceae
Exons: 1
Coding region: 80-283 (67 amino acids)
Source: RefSeq, a predicted model, not a curated record